Messenger RNA from Entamoeba histolytica HM-1:IMSS, 378 nucleotides. RefSeq lists its product as uncharacterized. The record is from RefSeq and is a predicted model, not a curated record. NCBI's taxonomy places the organism in Eukaryota, Evosea, Mastigamoebida, Endamoebidae. Bases 1 to 378 code for a protein of 125 amino acids. The transcript has a single exon.
AUGAACACUUUGUCUGAAGGUGCUUUAAAAGGUGAUCCAUAUCCUUUAUACUUAAAACAUGUAUUUAAUGUUGAACAACAAAGAAUAAAUAGGUUAGCUAUGUAUCUUAAAACAAGAAAAUCUUCUCCAUUUAAUUAUUUAAAAAUUAAUCAUACUCCAAUUCGUGAUAAACCUUCAACAGAUCCAAUAAAUAAAAUUUGUGACUAUUACAAUGGUGAAUAUAAUGGACCUAAUGGUUAUUUAUACAAACAUAAACGGGCUAUUCAAAAAGCUGCUUUAAAAGGAUUUAGUAUCAAUGUACCUUCAAUUAAAAAUUAUGAAGGACGAUUUGAAACACCUUCAUUGAUUCAAAAAAAUCCUGCAAAUGAUGGAUAUUAA